AUGAUGAUAUUCCCUGAUGAUGAUAUCAAUGAAAGUAUAUCGAAUUUGGGUUCGUCAUCAUUAGCAUCAUCAUCGCUGACUACGUUCAUGGAUGAUUUUCGUUUUCCACAACAAAACAUUUCCUCAACAGAAGAUCCAUAUUCUCAACAAUAUUAUCAAAUCUAUUCGAACUGGUCUGAAACAACAUCGACCAAUCUUGCAAUUAGUUCAUCUGUUCAAAAUCCAAACAUACCUACAACAAAUCGUAAUGUUAAAAUUAAAGCUAAACGACGUCGUAUCGCUAGUGUAUCUCAACGUCGUGCAGCCAAUGUUCGUGAACGUAAACGUAUGUUUAGUUUAAAUGAAGCAUUCGAUCAAUUGCGUGAAAUAGUUCCUAUAUUUGCAUAUGAAAAAAAAUUAUCACGCAUUGAAACUCUUCGUCUUGCAAUAAUUUAUAUUGCAUUUAUGACUGAACUUGUACUUAGUGGUAAAACAGUUGAGGAAGCUUCGUUGAAUGCAGAUGUUGUUUUAAACCAAUGGACAGAUACAUGUACUUAUCAAAUGAAUUCAUCAUCGAUCUGCGAUGAUACGCCAACAAGUUCCGGAAGUGUUCUCGAUCAAAAAAUAAAGAAACAAAUUCUGGCUUAUUAUCCGCAAUACGAGGACCUAGGUCCAGUUUCUUCAACUUCACUUCCGUCAGUUACUUAUCAAUAUCCAACAGUUUAUUCAAAUUCGAACACAUGGUUUAAUGGAAUAUCUGAAAAUGAACAUCAUCAUGUAUCAUCAUCUCCGAAUAAUUUUCUAACAACAUAUAAUAUAAAUAAUGGAGAUAUGAAUUCUGAUGUUUAUCGUUUGCCAGUUGAUAAUGGAAAUUCAAAUUCAUUCUACGUACCUUAUCAAACAACAGUAGUUAAUUCUGAUAAUGAUGAAAAUGAUUUAGACGAUGGCUCCGACGAUGACGAUGAUGAUGAUGAUGACGAUGAUACAGAUUCAACAUAUCAUUCAACAAAACGAAUAAAUAAUAAUAAUUCAGCCAAUAAUAAAAUGUCAGGCACAGAUCAACGUCGUUCAACACGUCCAAAUGGAUCAAAACGAAAACGUAAACGAGUUUUAAAUGGUGUUCAACGUGCCGAGGCCACACAACGUGAAAAACGACGUAUGCUGAAACUUAAUCGAGCAUUUGAAGAGUUAAGAAACGUUUUACCAGUAACUGAAUUCGCACGAAAUAAAUUAUCACGUUCAGAAACACUUAAAUCAGCUAUUGAUUAUAUUAAUCUUAUGUUUGAUAUGCUUGAUGCUGCAAAAGGUCAUCAUCAUUCAUCAUCUUGCUUAUAA
Messenger RNA from Rotaria socialis, 1314 nucleotides. The record is from the annotation of a GenBank genome assembly. NCBI's taxonomy places the organism in Eukaryota, Metazoa, Rotifera, Eurotatoria, Philodinida, Philodinidae.